UUUGACCUUAGUUGUAAGCAUCAAAAUAAAUUCUAUGAACGUUUCUUUUUACUUUUCCACCACAAGUAGGCACAAUGAUACUUGUUUUACUUUGUUGUAUUACCAAACAAGUUACCUAUUUCCAAAAGAAGAAGAGGGGCGAUGUUCCCGGCUGGAUUGGCAUUUUCUCUCCGUUUCCUGCGGCGCGGAGCUCUCUCUUCCUCCGCGGAUCUGCCGCACCCACUGCCCCCAAAGGAAUCUAACGAAGUUCCCGCCAAUAAUGAGCCUAAACAAAAGGGCAAGGGCAAAGGCGAACCAUAUGAGGGACCGCGUUUCGUAGGCCUCCGAAAGGGUUUUAAGCUCCAUCAGUUGGCGGCAGGCCCCGGUAUGAUGGUGUCUCUGAAUAAGCUCGAGGCCCUGUGGUACCAUCGGCAACUGCUGGCCCUUCGCCACUUGGAAAUGGCAGCCUCGAAUCUUUACAAGGAGCGAUUAAUUCGAGGAUUCUGUCAUUUGUACACUGGCCAAGAGGCUUGCGCCGUGGGAGUCCGUGCCGCGAUGGGCGAACAGGAUAAACUCAUUUCGGGAUAUCGAAUACACGGCUGGGCGUACAUGAUGGGCGUGUCUGCUCAGAGUGUCCUUGCUGAACUCACCGGGCGCAUAACAGGAUGCUCGGGUGGAAAAGGCGGUUCCAUGCACAUGUACGGAAAGAACUUCUACGGAGGAACUGGGAUCGUUGGAGACCAGGUACCCGUGGGAGCCGGGCUGGCUUUUGCAGGAAAGUAUCUGAAAGAUGGAGCAGUAUCUCUGGCCAUCUAUGGCGAUGGGGCUGCUAAUCAGGGCCAAAUUUUCGAGGCAUUUAACAUGGCUCAACUUUGGAAGUUACCCAUCAUUUUCGUGUGCGAAAACAACAACUAUGGCAUGGGCACGAGCUCCAAUAGAUCCUCCAGCAACAAUGAGUAUUAUAGGAGAGGUGAUCUGCCAGGCAUCCAAGUCGAUGGUCAGGAUGUCUUGGCCGUAAGGAGUGCCACCACAUUUGCCAUUCAACAUGCGAAAGAAAGAGGUCCUCUAGUGCUAGAACUUAAGACCUAUCGCUAUGGCGGUCAUUCGAUGUCGGAUCCUGGAACGAGCUACAGGAGUCGAGAGGAAAUCCAGAAGGUUCGGUUGGAGAGCGAUCCCAUCAAGAGUUUCCAGCAGGUUAUUAUGAAGGAAUUCAACAUGGCGGAGGCUGAAAUCGGGGAACUGGAUACGCUGGUGAGGAUUGAAAUUGAGGAGGCCACCAAGGCAGCAAGAGGCGCUGAGGUUCCCAGUUUACCUCACCUCUGGAGCGACGUCUAUUCGGGCCACUAUGAAGGGCCCUUAAGGAAUGUCAGCGAACACUCAGUGAAACAUAUAAAUUUGCAUAGGAAAUGUGAUUCAAGAGCUAAAUCAGAAUCCUGAAAUUCAAAGUUGUAAACCAUACAAUCUCAUAAGUAAAUGAUGUAAUUUUAAUUAAAGAAUCCUAAUUAAAUCAGUGAUUUAAUCGAA
Molecule: messenger RNA, 1503 nt
Organism: Drosophila biarmipes
Lineage: Eukaryota; Metazoa; Arthropoda; Insecta; Diptera; Drosophilidae
Product: pyruvate dehydrogenase E1 component subunit alpha, mitochondrial-like
Exons: 2
Coding region: 142-1416 (424 amino acids)
Biological process (GO): pyruvate decarboxylation to acetyl-CoA
Cellular component (GO): intracellular membrane-bounded organelle
Molecular function (GO): pyruvate dehydrogenase (acetyl-transferring) activity
Source: RefSeq, a predicted model, not a curated record